This is a messenger RNA of Cylicocyclus nassatus, 812 nucleotides long. The record is from the annotation of a GenBank genome assembly. NCBI's taxonomy places the organism in Eukaryota, Metazoa, Nematoda, Chromadorea, Rhabditida, Strongylidae.
CUAAACUACAAACGAGAGGCCUAUUCCCUCUCCAGUAAUAGUCAACCAUGCUGAGAAUAUGUAUGCUACUGUUGGCAUUCUCUACCAGUACUAAUGCAUUCUUAUGGAAUCUACUUGGCCUCGGAGGAGGAGGCGGUCUCGGAGGUCUUUUCGGAGGUGGUGCCCCUGGAAUGGGAGCUGGAGCUGGCGGUUGUUGUUGCUGUUGCUGUCCAGCGGCUGCUGCAGCUCCACCACAACCACCACCGAUGCCUGCAUGUCCUCCUUGCCCUCCCUGCGGCGGCGUCGGCGGCGUCGGCGUAGGUGGAGGUGGCUGUCCUGGCGGAGGCGCAGUCGCACCACCACCCGUAUAUGCUCCACCACCUCCGCCGCCGCCACCACCACCACCACCGCCACCACCGCCACCACCACCACCGCCACCACCUCCUCCGCCACCUCCGGCACCCGCUCCUGCUCCUUAUGGUGCUCCUGUUGGACCAGCUGCACCGGUUGCACCAGUAGCGCCCGCUGCUCCGCCGCCAAUCUACCUGGUUGUGCCACAAAUCGUCACUGGAGGAUGUGACGGUGGAGGUGGUGCAGGCGGUGGCGGCGCUGUUGGCGGCGGAGGCUAUGGUGGAGGCGGCGGUGGCGGCCCUGUUGGUGGCGGAGGCUACGGCGGUGGCGGAGGUGCAGGUCCUGGAUGCGAAGCUCCACCACCACCACCACCACCACCUCCAUCAGGUGGUGGCGGCUAUGGCGUAGGCGGAGGUGGUGGCGGCGGCUACAGCGGUGGCGGCGGCGGCGGCGGAGGCGGCGGCUACCUCGUAGUAGUUUAG